AUGGCUUCUUAUUGUCUCCACAGAGAUCUGAGCGAGAACUUCAUCCAGUCCAUCCCCAGAAAAGCCUUCAGAGGAGCUACAGACAUCAAAAACCUUCAGCUGGAUAAAAACCACAUCGCCUGCAUCGAGGAUGGAGCCUUCAGAGCUCUGAGGGGCUUGGAAGUGCUAACGCUGAACAACAACAACAUCAGCAGCAUCCCCGUCUCCAGCUUCAACCACAUGCCCAAGCUACGAACCUUCCGUCUCCACUCCAACAAUCUCAACUGUGACUGUCACCUGUCGUGGUUGGCCCAGUGGCUCAGACAGAGGCCUACGAUUGGUCUAUUCACCCAAUGUACUGGCCCUACUGAGCUCAAAGGACUCAAUGUGGCAGAGGUACAGAAACACGAAUUCGCCUGCUCAGGUCACCAUGAGUCUUCCGGCCCUCAGCCCUGCAGCAUCGGUGGAGGCUCUUGCCCCGCCAUGUGUACCUGCAGCAACAACAUCGUGGACUGCAGAGGGAAAGGUCUCACCGCCAUCCCAGCCAACCUGCCCGACACCAUGGCUGAGAUACGUCUGGAGCAGAAUGGGAUUAAGUCUGUUCCUCCCGGAGCCUUCUCUCCCUACAAGAAGCUGCGUAGGAUUUCGUCUCAGACUUGGGUAAUCGCCACCUUGUAUGACAUCCACAGUACUACACCUUACGACAGAUUGGUGGUCACACAAUACCCCCACAACCUGGUGUCCUCUCCGGGCCGUCACUCCCGUGGUACAGAGGACACCCGUCUGAAUAACGCCUGCAACAGCGACCCAGUCUGUCCUCCCAAGUGCCGCUGUGAGUCGAACGUAGUGGACUGCUCCAACCUGAAACUCACCAAGAUCCCUGAGCACAUCCCUUCAUCCACCUCUGAACUCCGCCUUAACAACAAUGAGAUUACGACUCUGGAGGCAACUGGAGUUUUUAAGAACCUUUCCCAGCUUAAGAAAAUUAACCUCAGCAACAACAAGAUCACGGAGGUUGAAGAUGGGUCGUUUGAAGGGGCGUCUUCCGUCAAUGAGCUUCACCUCACGGCCAAUCAGAUCGACUCGGUCCGGAGCGGGAUGUUCCGCGGCCUUGAGGGAUUGCGCAUGCUGAUGCUGAGGAACAACAAGAUCAGCUGCGUCCACAACGACAGUUUCACAGGGUUGCACAACGUCCGCCUGCUGUCUCUGUACGACAACCAGCUGACCACGAUCAAUCCAGGAGCAUUCGACACUCUGCAGACUCUCUCCACACUUAACCUCUUGGCCAACUCCUUCAACUGUGACUGCCGGCUGGGCUGGCUCGGCGAUUGGCUGAGGACGAGGAAGAUUGUGACCGGUAACCCUCGCUGCCAGCGUCCUGCCUUCCUGAAGGAGAUCCCUCUGCAGGAUGUUGCUCUGCCUGACUUCCGCUGUGAGGAGGGACAAGAGGAGUCGUCAAGCUGUGUGCCCAGACCCCAGUGUCCCAGUGAAUGUACUUGCCUGGAGACUGUUGUCCGCUGCAGUAACAAGCACCUCCACACACUGCCCAAAGGCAUCCCAAGAAACGUGACUGAACUGUAUCUGGAUGGAAACCAGUUCAGUGUUUUGCCAAAGGAACUGUCUGCCUUCAAAUACCUACAGCUGGUAGAUCUGAGCAACAACAAGAUCAGCUCUCUGACCAACUCGUCCUUUGCGAACAUGAGCCAACUCACCACUCUAAUCCUGAGCUACAACUCUCUGCGUUGUAUCCCCAAAAUGGCCUUCAGUGGACUGCGCUCUCUCAGACUGCUGUCUCUCCAUGGCAACGAAAUCUCCGAGCUUCCUGAUGGCAUCUUUAACGAUGUGGCCUCACUUUCACACUUGGCAAUCGGAGCCAACCCCUUGCACUGCGACUGUCGCCUGCGCUGGCUGUCUGACUGGGUGAAGACCAGCUACAAAGAGCCUGGCAUCGCCCGCUGCGCUGGUCCUCUGGGCAUGGAGGGCAAACUGCUGCUCACUACACCGGCUAAGAAGUUUGAAUGUACAGGUGAUGCGGACACUACAGUGCUGUCCAAGUGUAACCCCUGUGUUUCCAGUCCCUGUCUCAACCAAGGCAUCUGUCACAGCGACAUGGUGGAGGUCUACAGGUGCAGCUGUCCUCCAGGUUUUAAGGGUAAGAACUGUGAGUCAACUCUGAACGCCUGUGUGAGUAACCCCUGUGCCAACGGAGGAACCUGCCAAGUGGUUGAAGAGGCCGAGGGAGUAUACAGUUGCACAUGUCCUCUGGGCUUUGAGGGCCCCGUUUGCCAAACCAACAUUGAUGACUGCGAUGACAACGACUGUGAGAACGGAGCGACCUGCCUCGAUGGAAUCAACAACUACACUUGUUUUUGUCCCCCCUACUACACAGGGGAGAUGUGUGAAGAAAUUGAGGAUGUGUGUGCCCCUGGACGAAGCCCCUGCCAACAUCAGUCUACCUGCCUCAUCACCUCCAGUGGGCCCAAGUGUGUGUGCUCUCCUGGUUAUGUUGGUGACGACUGCAGUGUAGACUACAACGACUGUGAGGAGCAUCGCUGCCAGAAUGGAGCUCAGUGUGUGGAUGAGCUGAAUGGAUACUCCUGCGAAUGUCUCGAAGGAUACAAUGGUCAGCUGUGUGAGGUCGCCCCGUCUCCACUGUCCCUUUGUGAGCUGGCCGACUGCCAGAACGCUGCCAAGUGUGUGGAGCGAGGCGGGCGGGCCCUCUGCCAGUGUCCUCCUGAGUUUGGGGGGCCACGCUGCGAGAAACUUGUCAGCGUCAACUUUAUUGACAGAGACUCCUACCUGCUGCUGUCUGACCUCAAGAACUGGCCACAAGCUAACAUCACCUUACAGGUGUCAACAGCUGAGGAUAAUGGCAUCCUGCUGUACAAUGGAGAAGAUGAUCAUAUUGCUGUGGAGCUCUACCAAGGUCAUGUCAAAGUCAGCUAUGACCCAGGCAGCCAGCCAGGACAUGCCAUCUACAGUACCGAGACUAUCAACGAUGGCCAGUUCCACACAGUGGAGUUGGUGACCUAUGACCAGAUGAUGAACCUGUCCAUUGACGGGGGUCUCCCUAUCACAAUGGACAGCUUCGGGGCGGUGCGGCCCCUCAACGGGGAGGCUCCACUAUACGUGGGGGGCAUGCCGGUGGAUGCACAUUCAGGCGUUUUCCGUCUCUGGCAGCUCCAGAACGGCUCCAGUUUCCAUGGCUGUAUCCAGAACCUGUACAUCAACAAUGAGCUCCAGGACUUCACCAAGACCCAGAUGAAGCCUGGCGUGGUCCCCGGCUGCGAGCCCUGCAAGAAGAUCUACUGCGUGCACGGCAUCUGCCAGCCUGAUGGGGUUCAGGGCCCGGUGUGCCACUGCCAGCCGGGCUGGAGCGGGCUGCAGUGUGACGAGCCGGUGCUCAACCCCUGCCAGGGCAGCAAGUGCGUCCAUGGAAAGUGCAUCCCACUGGACACUCAGUCGUAUCGCUGCGAGUGUGAGGAGGGUUACCGCGGCGCCCUGUGUAACCAGCAGGGGGAGCUGUUCAACCCCUGCCGACGUCUAACCUGUAAACACGGUCGCUGCCAGAUCUCAGAAACAGGAGUCGCCUUCUGCCACUGUGAGAGUGGCUACACCGGGGAACUCUGUGAUGCAGAGUCUGAAUGCCGAGGGGAGCCUGUGCGAGACUUCUACCAGGUCCAGCGAGGCUACGCCAUCUGCCAGACGACACGCAUGGUCUCUUGGGUGGAGUGCUCCGGAGCGUGCGACACCGGGGCCUGCUGCGCCAGCCAGCGAAUGAAACGCCGGAAAUAUACCUUUGAAUGCAGCGAUGGAACCUCCUUCAGCGAGGAAGUGGAAAAGACCAUCAAGUGCGGCUGCGUGGGCUGCAUGUAGCACCAUUCACUCACAUUUCCUGCCGCUGCCGCCGAGCAGAAGAUAGAAAGAGAGAAAGAAGGGAUAGAAGUAGGAAGAGAGAGGACUGGAGGAAAGAGAGGGAGGGAAAGAAAGAGUAUAAAGAAUAUAUAUAAAACCUCUAUCUAUAUAUCAUGGACAACAAUGUUUGUAAAAUAGGACAUUUCCUCCCCUUACAAGGGUGUGUGACCUACAGUAACACAGAGAAACCAACAUCAUGAGCAACAAUGUAGAUGUGACAACAACGGCAACAGAACCAUUGUAUCUGCAACAUUGUUCCAAAGGGGUCCAGAGAUUUUAAAAGUGUUGCAUUCAGAGUGAAGCAUCCCUCCAACCCAAAUUAACCGGUGUGAAUUCCCCAUCCAUCCGUGAGGCCUCUGACAGCCUAACCACCAUCCACCAUCUUAACCUCGUGGAGGCAGUGAGGACAGCGGGGUCCAGCCUGGCCAAGAAUGGCAGAAGACAGGCAGAGAAAGACACACAGAGAGACACAGGAGAAGAGACUUUGACUUGGCAAAGCUAUCUUGAGUUGAGCUUGGCUGGGUUACCCGGACCGGGCUGGAUAUGGUUUGGGUUGAGUUAAGGUCGUUGUUGGUUUGGUGUAGCAAUUUCUCUGCCAGGAAACAGUCAUCCAUCCACACAUGCACAUGUAGAAGUGUACAAUGGAAAGGAAGGGUUAGAGUGGCACAUAAUCCGGUGCGGAUGUCGUAGCUUCGAGGCCCGGUGGCGUCCCAGAUGUUCGCUGUGAGGUACCGUAAUGUAGAAACUCCAUAAAAAUAGAGACUGCACUGACUAGCAGCACUGAAAAUGACAUACACCUCUCUGAAGUACAUCAUCACACGCAUGGCAUACAUUCAUUUAAACAGUCUUAAAAAAAAAGUGAGAGGGCUUGUGUGGUAAAACGAUCCAUUCUGUUCGUACAGCAAACCAAUCUGGUGCUGGCAGUGACCAGUGGUUAUCAAUCCCCCAGCAUGCAUUGCCUCUGGGUUAGGAUGAUUUGCAUAAUCCCACGCCCUCAGAGCAGGACGCUGCUCCUAUCGAUGCCUGCAGUAUUAAACUUGUGCAAACAGUUGCAUGUGUGGAGAAGAGUUUGCCAACAAAUAUGUAGAGCUCCUUAAUAUCGUUAUAAAUGUUAUUACAAAACAAAAGUUUGCAGAAUCAUCUUCUGAUUUCUGUUUUGUUCUGUCUAAUUUCUCAUAUUGAUAUGUUUUUAUUUUUGUUAUAUUUUGUCUCAUGAUAUAACCUAACUCCUUUAGCUGCCCCCCACCCUCCUCAACAACUCUUUAUAUAGAAAUGCCUAACAGAUUCUAAUAUAUAUAUAUUUGUAUUUCAUUUUGGUAUAGUAUUUUUCUAUGUUAAAGAGUAAGUCUGUUUCUGGAAGCUUUGGGACUGGUGGAAAGGCAUUCAGUUGGUUCCCUAGGUGUUUUUAUUUGUUGAUCACACUCGCUCCAACAAGGUUAUUAAUUACAUGAAUUAGCCACAAAUACAGCAGCUGGUUGGCCUUGUUGUAUAGAAGGCAGUAUUGGUCUAGAAAUGUGUGUAAUAUUGUAUAUGUUGUCUUCCAUGUGAAUAUUACAUCUAAUUCAUGAAAGUCUGUGAUUGUUUAUAUUUAUUUUAUCUAAAGGCGUUUUCUGUAGAAAGUAAAGGGCAUACAUGUUGCUGACUUUCAGAUAUUUUAAAACAUUUCAAAAAGAUGAAAAAAGGUAGAAUAAUGAAUAAAAAUAGCAUAAACAUCUGUAAGGUAUUUGUAACAUCACUUAAUAGCAAGUUACAGCAGUGUUUUCCUCCUCUCUGGCUCAACAUUCCUCAUUCGCUGCAGGAGCUGGAGAGGGCCGAGCCGGGAUCCAGAGACCUCCCCCUCAAAUUGACCUUGUAAUUACCAUACCACGCUAAAAGGCUUCUGAUUGUUUUCAUGUCCAUUUUGUUGAAGUGUCCUGUUGUAUUUCUAUCAUUUUCAAUUGAGAUAUGUUUGCCAUAGAGGUGUUUUUAGUUCAGUAGUCAAGCUCAACUGAUCAUAAGCUGCUGUCAAGCCACAAAAAAAGAAUGAAAUGCUUCUGAGGACGACGAUCAUGUUAGGCUUCAUCGUUCGAGAUCUGUCUGAAUAGGCGACCGUGGGGAGCAUUACAUGCCUACUACUGACAGAUCAUAAAUGAGAGGUCUGGACAUUUCAAUGUUUGUCGGUUCUAGCUGGCUAUCCACACAAAAAAGUAAUAAAUGGUGCCAAUUACAGUGAACACAACAGUCAUACCUGAAUGUAUAAAUGUGUAUAGAUAAAUAUGACCUAUGCUUAUUCAUGAAGUGGUAACUUUUAGCUGUUAUUUAGUUUCCAAUGUAAGAUAUAGAAAUCACAUACUGUUUAAUAAGUAACAGUCCAUCAGGAUGGCUUAAGGCAUUGUUCUUCCUGCAGAUUUGGAUUGUGUUCAUCCAUUUUGCCGAUCUAAAUGUUUAAAGUCUCUUUAUAGUGUGAAAAGCUGCAGAGCCAGAUCUCAGCUUGGUACAUUGCACACAGAGCUUCUAUUCAUAUUGCUACCCAUGUUAACUUUGUUUUACAUGCUGUUGAUGUGAUCCAAGUGUUGUACAAUAACUUUAAUAGAAGAUCUCGUAAAGGAUUCUUGUGAGCAGUCACUGUAACUCUUAGGCUGUGUGCCUCGUAAAGGCGCAUAUUUAGUUGAACGUGGCUUUCUUUUCAUGUCUCCUUUCCUUCCUCUGCACUGAUCUAUACUGGACUGGUGCAUUCAACUUUCUGGUAGACAUCUUAGUGGUGCUUGUGCUAUAUUGAGAUGUAAUUCAGUUAUCUGGUCACAUACCAGAAACACAUAUUUUUCAUCCUAUGAACUAUAUACAUAAAUAUGUUAUUGUAAACGACACGAUGUCUCUGUUGUAUUGAAAUGGUGCAAACACUAAAAAAUAUCCCUCGUUGGGUUCUGUCCAUUUGCUUUUUGUUACAGGAUAGAUGGUGGGAUUAAGCUGAAAAAAUCCCAAUAUUGCUGAAUGUAUGUAGUGCCACCGACAAAAUGUUUACCAAACCUCCACUCUUUUUCAUUAAUUAAACUUAAAUGUGUGUGCUUUUAAGAA
Messenger RNA from Notothenia coriiceps (black rockcod), 6948 nucleotides. RefSeq names its product slit homolog 1a (Drosophila) (gene slit1a). Gene Ontology annotation, molecular function: Roundabout binding; heparin binding; calcium ion binding. NCBI's taxonomy places the organism in Eukaryota, Metazoa, Chordata, Actinopteri, Perciformes, Nototheniidae. The transcript is spliced from 29 exons. Bases 1 to 3855 code for a protein of 1284 amino acids. Gene Ontology annotation, biological process: axon guidance; negative chemotaxis. The record is from RefSeq and is a predicted model, not a curated record.